Molecule: messenger RNA, 1292 nt
Organism: Eutrema salsugineum
Lineage: Eukaryota; Viridiplantae; Streptophyta; Magnoliopsida; Brassicales; Brassicaceae
Exons: 7
Coding region: 53-973 (306 amino acids)
Molecular function (GO): protein binding
Source: RefSeq, a predicted model, not a curated record
UACAGAGUAUAACAGUUCUUACAGCCUCGGGGUGAAUCUUGGAUUGAAAAGAAUGUUGAGAGAAGAGCGACCAUCCAGUAAGAUAGUGACAAUAGCAGGUUUCUCCGUAAUAAAGGAGAGAAAUGAACCCUACGAAUCAUCUGUUUUUGAGGCUGUUGGUUACAAAUGGAGAAUGAUUUUGUACGUGACUGGUAAUAAAAAAGACGGAGGCAAUAAUUAUAUAUCACUUUACGUGAAGAUCGAAGAUACAAAGUUACUUCCCAAAGGUUGGGAAGUCAAUGUUGAUCUCAAACUCUUUGUGGAGAAUAAGAAGAAACAGAAGUACUUAACUGUUACAGAUGGAAAAGUGAAAAAAUUCAAUGAAGCGAAAAAAGAGUGGGGAUUUGGAAAAUUCAUUCAUCUUCCAACAUUUUGCAACACAAACGAAGGUUACAUUCUGCAUGACAGUUGUUCUUUUGGUGCUGAGAUCUUCGUCGUAAAGCCGGCCGAAAAACAAGAAAAAGUCACAUUCAUAUCAAACCCUCCAAUCACGGACGGAAGCAUAUGCGAAGUGAUCGAGAUGCCUGGGAACAACUCCAGAUUCACCUGGAAGAUAAUGAUGUUUUCCUCCUUCAAUGGUAAACAGCACUCGUCGCAUGAGUUCACCGUUGGACCACGGAAAUGGAAUCUAGUGAUGUACCCAAGAGGAGACGGCAUCGGGGAAGGAAACUCUUUUUCGUUCUAUUUGAAUGCAUCCGACUACAUGACAAACGGUCCAAAGACAAAAACAAUGGCCAUUUAUAAACUACGAAUAUACGACCAACUCAAACGCAAUCACUAUGAGAUUAAGGACGAACAUUUGUUUCUCGAUGAUAGCACGGUGGGGCAACCCCUGUUGUUGCCACUAGAGGAACUCAACAACAUUUCGAGGGGAUUUCUGGUAGACGAUGAGAUAUAUCUCGGUGUUGAGUUCUUUCGUAUCUCCAACAACUGAGUAUCUCUGAUUCACAUUAAUCAGCUCGAUCAAAAAGACAAGAGUAAAUACCUCUUGAGGAACUUAUCUAGCUAAUGUUUAAUAAUUUGCAUGUCAUGGUGUGUGUUUAAAUAUCUUGCAAGUUCAUACCAAAAGAAAAACUUUAUAAAAAAAAAUAAUUUUCAUACAUAAAAAAUAAAAUAAAAGGUGACGGAUCAAAUCGGUUGAUUGUAUUGUGUAUGUCAGGAUAACAUUCAACCGAGUCCGUUGCAUGUAUCUCUAUCGAGAAAGCUGCUUGUGUAUGUGUACUUUUCCUGUUUGUAAAUAUCUCGAUAUAUUU